AUGAAUUCGAUGUACCAAUGGUACGAGCGAGCGGAUGUCUGCUACGUCUACUUGGUCGAUCUAUUUCGGCAUUACCUGGACGAUACUUCCAGACCGGAAGAUUUCGGUCGGAGUAGGUGGUUUAGUAGAGGAUGGACCCUCCAAGAGCUUUUGGCUCCGCCAGCUGUCGUGCUCUGUGACUGUGAGUGGAGGGAGCCUAAAAGUGCAGGCGUAGCAGCUAAAACGUCAUGGGCUUUCCAGAGGGAUACAGCAAGAGCGGAAGAUAUUGCGUACUGCCUGAUGGGCAUCUUUGAUGUGAACAUGCCACUGCUUUACAGGGAAGGGGAUCGCGCAUUCUUAAGACUUCAGCAUGAGAUUCUCAGAGCGUCGAAAGACAAAUCCCUCUUUGCCUGGGGGGGAGGUGCGGCAAUUGAUGAGUUUCUCGGCAUGUCGGAAGACGAAUCCCUCUUUGCCUACGGGAAUGCAACUCUUGCUUCUCGUCACACUGGAACAUUAGCACCGUCACCCGGUGCGUUCAGAGAAGCCGGGGAUCUCAUCCCGGUCAAGCAACCUACCCUGGCUAACGCCCAAUCCCUCUACCAUGAUCUCGUGCACCCAGACGCCUCAACAAAGCCACCCACUCUCUCCCACAUGGCCGCUCUCGCGGCCAGAAACGCCCACCCCUCCAUCCUCUCGUUCUGCUUCUCCGAGGGUCUCACACUCAACCCCGAGCUCGUGAACGAUCCGUUGAUCUACGCGACCUGCGAUUCGGGCUCCGUUGCCGUCUUCCGCGUCCUUGUUGACCACGGCAUGGACGUCGAUCGGUACCUCGAACUGGGCGGAUCACCGCUCGUGUCGGCGUGUCAGGCCGGCAACGUGGAACUCGCGAGGUUCCUCUUGGAUCGAGGAGCCGACCCCAAUAACGGAUACGCUCUUGGUGACUACGAGGCAUUAGUCCGGGCCAUCGUGGGCUCGAACGCGUCGCUGGAUCUGGUGGAGUUGUUGCUGGCGCGAGGCACUGUGGUGAAGGGGACCGGGGCCUUGAUCGCGGCGGCCGAGCAUGGGAAUCUCGGGGCGGUCAGACUUUUGCUGAAGCACGGAAAAAGGACUGGGGACUUGGAUCUGGAGGAGACGGAGGAGUAUGGGGCCUAUGAUCAGAGGAAGCUGGACGGCGUUGUAUAA
Messenger RNA from Letharia columbiana, 1161 nucleotides. RefSeq lists its product as uncharacterized. The record is from RefSeq and is a predicted model, not a curated record. The transcript is spliced from 3 exons. The coding region runs from base 1 to 1161 and encodes 386 amino acids. Gene Ontology annotation, molecular function: protein binding. Lineage: Eukaryota; Fungi; Ascomycota; Lecanoromycetes; Lecanorales; Parmeliaceae.